Messenger RNA from Larimichthys crocea (large yellow croaker), 1479 nucleotides. RefSeq lists its product as uncharacterized. The transcript is spliced from 2 exons. The coding region runs from base 280 to 1422 and encodes 380 amino acids. Lineage: Eukaryota; Metazoa; Chordata; Actinopteri; Sciaenidae. The record is from RefSeq and is a predicted model, not a curated record.
AUCUUCUUUCUCUGAGUGGUCCUCAUCACUGCUUGGUAGUGGGAAGGAAACAUUUCUUCUCCGUUGUGGCUGAGUUCUAUAACUCUGUCUUUGUUUCCACUGAUAGACUUUAUUUUCUUUGUAGUCUGAUUGAUCUCUUUUAAAUUUACUCAGUUUCUCUUGUUUAAGUUCUUUCUGUAGCCGAUUUAGAUGUUCUUGCAGCUCUUUUUCAAAGGGGGGUUGUUGUUCAUCGAAACCUUUUGAAAUCUCUUCUUUCAGGUUAACAAUUUAAUUUUGAGUAUGACUUUUCUGCUUCUUAGUCUUGAUUUCUCCCCAUCUGAAAUAAAUUUCUUAGACCUAAAAAUCUCUAAAGAUGGCAAUGGAGAUUUACAUACCUCCAUCUUCAGAAAACCAACUGACCGCAACACAAUUCUUCGAGCAGAUAGUUUUCAUCCUCCUUGGUUAACAAAUAAUAUUCCUUUUGGUCAGUUCCAGAGACUGAAACGUAUAUGUGACUCAGAAGAAGACUAUGAAAAAAAUGCUCUAGAUAUGACCCAGAGAUUUAAGGCAAGAGGAUAUCAAUAUAAAACUAUAUUCAGAGCUUACAACAAAGCAAAAUGUCUCCCUAGAGAACAACUGUUAGCCCCUAAACAGAAAGAACAACAAAAUUCUGAUCAGGUAUAUUUUGUGACACAAUACAGUGACCAUAGUAAUGCAAUUAAACAAAUUGUCAAAAGCAAUUGGGACAUUUUGAAAAGUGAUAGUGUUCUUAGAGAAGCUCUUCCAGAUUCUCCGACUAUUAGCUUCAGAAGAGCUCCUACUCUGAAAGACAAACUUGUUAAGAGUCAUCUCCCUCCUGUAUCACAGAAAACCUGGCUUUCAACCUUAAAAGGUAAUCACAGGUGUGGACAUUGCAAUCACUGUAGCAAUAUGAUAAAUGCCAAUUAUUUUACUGAUGUGACAUCUGGUCAUACAUUUGACAUAAAUACAUUUAUUAAUUGCAAUACCUCUUAUGUUGUUUACAGACUUGAGUGCCCUUGUGGACGCUUCUACAUUGGGAGAACAAAGCGUAAACUGAAGGCAAGAUUGGCAGAACAUAAGCAUGCCAUUAGAACUGGUAACCCACAGUACCCCAUGGCUGUCCAUUACAAAGAUGUAAGUCAUGGUAGUUGUGACUCUUUAAAGAUAUCAGGCAUAGAACAUAUUGAAGAUUCUAUCAGGGGAGGAGAUAGACUCAAAAGACUCCUGCAAAGAGAGUCAUUCUGGAUAUACACAUUAAAGGCCACUUAUUAUCCAGGGUUGAAUGGAGAACUCGACUUUUCUCCUUUUCUAGUCUUUCACCCUCUGCUUUGUCAUUGGCAGGUCAUGCUGUUCAGGUCAUGUGACCUCCUACCUGCUCACACUGAGCAGCUGUCUGUAAUUAUCUAUUUAACUGUGAAUUGAGCCAUCUGACAAACAUUUCACUCUUGUCCUGAUGAAGGCCAGUUUGGCUGAAACGUA